AAGAAACAAUAAUCAAGCCUCAGGCCUACUUCGGAAGCUGAACCUGUUUGCGGGCAGAAGGGACCCCAGAUUUCGUGCUGUCCAACUAGAGGGCCUCAAGUGGGCACGCCCAUCCAGCAUGUCUAUCAUGUUGAAUCGCACGUGGAACUACCUCUCUCAAAGCCUGGCCUCUUCGCCCACUUUUGGCGGCUAUCCCGGACCUCGUUGGACGUUGCCGGACAAUGGCACCGACCAGGAGGAUCGGACCCAUCAUCUGCCUCCAGUUUUGGCUCAUUUCCUCCAGACCUUGUACCUCGUUCAGACGAAAAGCGAAGAGUCCUCCCUAGUGUUGGCCCAUUUGAAGGAGAUCCAAGCCAAACUCAAAGAAACGGAUGUGAAACCCGCGGUUAUGGCCGAUGCCCUGGUUAGAGCCAUGGCUUGUCACACUCUUGGUUAUGACGUCAAAUUCAUACAGAUUUACGCCUUACAGUUGGCCCAAAAAGGCUCCAUUCUGGAGAAAAAAAUGGGUUAUCUGGCCUGCACUUUGUUGCUCUCGGAAAAUGAUGAGCUCAUCCUGCUGCUCAUCAACACGAUUCUCAAAGAUUUGAAGUCCCAAAACGUGAUCGAAGUGAAUAUCGCCCUGAUCGCCGCCAUCCACCUCACGCCCAAAGAGAUGGCUCCCAUGUUACUGCCUGUUCUCCAAGAGAAGACCACUCACACGAAGGAUUUCAUUCGAAAGAAAGCCCUCAUCUGUUUGGAAUCCAUCAUGCAAAAGGCUCCUGAUUAUAUCCCAUCUCUGGAAACUACAGUUUACAACUGUUUGAGCGACCCAGACCCUGGUGUGGUGGGCGUGGCGGUUCAGGUGAUGAGAUCCGUCACGUUGCAUAAUACGACAUGUGACUCGGGCUUGAUCCAACCCUUGAUCGAGAUUCUCAAUCAGAUCUUGGACCAUAAGUUUCCCAAGGACUAUGUCUACCAUGGAGUGGAAGCUCCUUGGGUUCAAAUGGAUCUGAUGAUUUUACUUGCGGUUCUUUUAGAGCGAUCGGAUUGGUCGGAUCAUCAUGCGGGUCUGAUAAGUCGAAGUCUUUUGCGAUCUUUGGAAGGAGUGAGUCCCAAAGAAACGAUCGGUCAAGCCAUUAUCUACCAGUGCAUCAAAACAAUCGCCGUGAUGAAUCAAAAGACACGAGGAGAAUCCAAGAUAUACCAGCAGCUGGUGGACAAAUCCUUAUUCUACAUCAACAAAUGCCUUCAAAGUAAGCACAACAACAUGAAGUACAUGGGGUUGGCUUCUCUCUAUGAGUUCUUCCGAUAUCCACCCACGCCCAAGUUAACCGAGGUUGAGCAAGAAAACGUCUUGGCUUGUCUAAAACACCCGGAUGAUUCGAUUCAAAGGAAAGCUCUCUCGUUUUUGUAUGAAUUGGCCAACGACGAGAAUGUUACCGGGAUAUGUGCUACCCUCGUUGAAUUCAUAAGAUCGUCAAAAGAUCCAUUUCAGACCGAGGAACUGAUCAUCAAAUGUAUGCAAGUGGCCAAAAAGCUUCAUCAAUCGAACUUGGGUUGGUACACAGGUUUACUCUUGAAGCUACUCCAAGCCUCCAAAUCGAAUCGAGAGGUGAUUGUAGUGGAGAUCCAAGAAAGCCUCGGAGCCCCACUAACCGAUGAGGAGGACUCGGAUAAAAGAAGUAUCCGACAUAAAUCGGGCUUAAAACUGUCUAAAGUGUUGGAAAAUUUGUGUAACAAAGAGAAGCCUCCGCCCAUUGUUCAACGACUCUUCCUUUGGUCUUUGGUGCAGGAUUUUCAGACUGACGUGACUGCCAAUGUGUCCAAAGUGCUAGAGAUUGGCCGACAAGCGUUAGCCUUGGACUUGGACUCACCCGAAUCCGAAAAGAUUGUGAUAUCGUCGCUCGAUUCUGUGUUCUGCCUCAUCCACCUAAAUGAAUGCUCUCAUGAAGACAUCGUAGCGUUCAUCGAGUUAUGUGCCCAACAAUACAAGAAUCCUCGGAUCCAAGAUUUGGCCUUGGAAAUUCAGUUCUUUUGGUCGAAUCUUGCCGACUUGCAAGGGAUGGAAAAACCAGACGAAGAGUGUCCAGAUUGGACUUUGAGUUCUGCCGAUGAAUUUGUGGUGAAAUGUCUGACUGAAGAUCAAGAUUUGGAGGUGUACGAUCCCAGACAAAAACUGAUCUCCAAGUCCAAUUCACCGCUUGAAAGUGAAUCAUUUAGGUUCACUCCUUAUCACGUUCUUGAGGAAUCGCCAAGCAAACGUUCCAAUCCGUCGAAAGCGUCCAAGGAUCAUACAGAUGAUAGGAUCCCAGUGAAACAAGUUUGGUCGAUUUAUGGACGGUUGGAGAAUCCAGAAAAUCCGCAAGCAACCAAAAGUCAUGGGAAAGAGGAUGCCAACACUUUCGGGAAAGUGGACAACUUGGUGGAUUUGGAGUCUGUGGCAUUGGAGGCGCUUGAAGACUUGUCUUGAUAUUUCAAUUUGUUAUACCCUCUUUUGUACAAUGCAAUAAUGCCAUCCACCUGUUAAUUGUGUACCUGGAGUAUACCACCAUCAAUAGGAGACGAUAAAUUCCUUUUGACGGAGUUUUAGCCCCUCGAAA
Messenger RNA from Tigriopus californicus, 2579 nucleotides. RefSeq names its product AP-4 complex subunit epsilon-1-like. The record is from RefSeq and is a predicted model, not a curated record. The coding region runs from base 119 to 2449 and encodes 776 amino acids. Gene Ontology annotation, cellular component: AP-4 adaptor complex; membrane coat. Gene Ontology annotation, biological process: intracellular protein transport; receptor-mediated endocytosis. NCBI's taxonomy places the organism in Eukaryota, Metazoa, Arthropoda, Copepoda, Harpacticoida, Harpacticidae. The transcript has 5 exons. Gene Ontology annotation, molecular function: cargo adaptor activity.